AUGUCUCAAGCUCCUUUUGAAACUCCAGUUGCCCAGUCGCAACACUCCUAUCAGCCAUCUUCCGAUGUACCUACGUCGAACCCACCGGAAAGCCAUGGACAUGGCUCCCAUGAGACCUGGUCUAACGCUGCUCCCAUUAGGAACCGCGCUCUUUCCAUCCGUACCAAGACAAAAUCUACUCCCUCAAAGGGCCGCGGUCGUGGGUUUUCUUUCCUCUCUCUCCGCGAGUCCGUUCAGCCUGAGCUCUCUCGCAAGCUGUUCCGUCUGAUCAAGCUUGAGAAUGAUCUCAUUCACACACACGAGGCUGCGGGUCGCGAACGCACGGCCAUCGCCACGCAGCUCUCCGAAUGGGGUGAGCAGACCAGCGAUGAGGCUGUCAACGACAUAUCCGACAAGAUUGGCGUUAUCCUAAGUGAGAUGGGUGGAUUGGAGGAAACGUACGUCGCUUCGCUGGACUUGUCGCGCACUCAUCUCAAGAUGAUCCGCGACACCGAGAGGAGCGUUCAACCAAGCCGCGAUGGAAAGAGCAAGCUUUACGACGAGUUCCAGAAGCUCAAGGCGAAGGAGCCUCAGAGUGCCAGACUGGUCUUGCUGGAGCAGGAGCUUGUUAGAGCAGAGGCCGAAAAUCUGGUCGCCGAGGCGCAGUUGACAAACAUUACUCGGCAAAAGCUCAAGGAAGCAUACGAUGUAGAGUUCAGCGCAAUCAUAGAACGCGCCGAGAAGCAAAUCAUUUUGGCCAAGCAUGGUCGUCGUCUCCUGGAGCUUCUGGACGAUAAGGCGCUGUCGCCGGGAGACGUUCGCAUGCCCUAUGAAAACGGCGCUCAGGCUCGCCAGGUGCUGAAUGAUGCUGAAGAUGAUCUCAAGGAAUGGCAGCCAGAGCACCACCACCACAAGGCUGCAAGCGAAAACGGAUCAGAGACAUCCAAGGGCAAGAGUCCGCGGUACCCAAAGAUGUUGGUAAGCCUGCAUCCAAAAACUCCCUCAUUCAAUGGGCCAGCACUCGUGGUAGAUGUAUCCGGACACUCAGAGACCCAGUCCCAUAUUUCCGGCAGCCGUUGGGCACACCGGCACUGGAACAGGCCCCCUACGGACCUCGGUCAAUGGCCCCAAAGACCCGAAACUGCCCUGUUGGCCUGGGGCUCUGAAAAAAUCCGAAAAUCCCACCAGGCCGCCUUAAACCCAUUGGCCGUCCGCUGGGCCGGAGGACUCGCUCAAAAUCCCAUUGCACUGCAUUCCGACUUUCCUCGAGGGCGAGACGCUGCGGUUUUGAUUGAUGUUACCCCGACGAGCACUACAACUCAGGUGGCAGAGUCUGCGUUGUGUCGUCAUAUCGCCCAAUCAGAGCUGCGCAGCGUGGACGACGCAACGGACUGCUGCUGCACAGGCACCGACAGUGCAGGUACAGGUACCGCUGCCCCUAUCCCCAUCGCUAUCCCUACAGGCAUCAGCACUCCCAGCGCUGCUGCUGCUGCUUCGCUGGCCAGGAUGGGUCUCCGUGCCCCGCCCCCUCCAUCUGGUCAAAACUCCUCCGCCUCCUCGCAAGCUUCCCAACCCUCCCAGCGAACUGCGCAAAUUGCCCGUCACCUGGAGAAAAGCAGCGAUUCUUCGACUUCGUCUUCGUCUCCAUCCGCCACCAUGUCCAGCUACACCGUCCGCAAGGUUGCUGCCCAGAACACUCUGGAGCACCGCGUCUACAUCGAGAAGGAUGGCGUCCCCGUGUCGCCCUUCCACGACAUUCCUCUCUUUGCCAACCAGGAGCAGACCGUCCUGAACAUGGUUGUCGAGAUUCCUCGAUGGACCAAUGGCAAGCUCGAGAUCUCCAAGGAGGAGCUCCUUAACCCCAUCAAGCAGGAUAUCAAGAAGGGCAAGCUUCGCUUCGUCCGCAACUGCUUCCCCCACAAGGGCUACCUCUGGAACUACGGUGCCUUCCCCCAGACCUGGGAAGACCCCAACACUGUCCACCCCGAGACCAAGGCCAAGGGUGACAACGACCCUCUCGAUGUCUGCGAGAUCGGUGAGCUUGUUGGCUACCCCGGCCAGAUCAAGCAGGUCAAGGUCCUCGGUGUCAUGGCCCUUCUCGACGAGGAGGAGACUGACUGGAAGGUCAUUGUCAUUGACGUCAACGACCCCCUGGCCCCCAAGCUCAACGACGUCGAGGACGUCGAGCGCCACCUGCCUGGCCUGCUCCGUGCCACCAACGAGUGGUUCCGUAUCUACAAGAUCCCCGACGGCAAGCCCGAGAACCAAUUUGCCUUUACCGGCGAGUGCAAGAACAAGAGCUAUGCCAUGGACGUCAUCCGCGAGUGCGCUGAGGCCUGGGAGCGUCUCAUCACUGGCAAGACCCAGCCCGGCAGCGUCUCCACCACCAACGUGACUGUCCAGCACUCUCCCAGCCGCGUGGCCCCCGAGUCUCUGCCUCCCCUGCCUCCCCACCAGGACCUCCCCCCUGAGAAGAUUGACGCUUCCAUCGACAAGUGGUUCUUCAUCAGCGGUGCUUCUGCUUAG
This is a messenger RNA of Trichoderma aggressivum f. europaeum, 2505 nucleotides long. RefSeq lists its product as uncharacterized. Gene Ontology annotation, cellular component: cytoplasm; plasma membrane; eisosome filament. The transcript has 10 exons. Bases 1 to 2505 code for a protein of 834 amino acids. Gene Ontology annotation, biological process: eisosome assembly; endocytosis; phosphate-containing compound metabolic process. Lineage: Eukaryota; Fungi; Ascomycota; Sordariomycetes; Hypocreales; Hypocreaceae. The record is from RefSeq and is a predicted model, not a curated record. Gene Ontology annotation, molecular function: lipid binding; magnesium ion binding; inorganic diphosphate phosphatase activity.